Molecule: messenger RNA, 558 nt
Organism: Leptonychotes weddellii (Weddell seal)
Lineage: Eukaryota; Metazoa; Chordata; Mammalia; Carnivora; Phocidae
Source: RefSeq, a predicted model, not a curated record
UUUAGUAAACGAAGCAAAAAAGGAGAUAAAAAUGGAAAAGGCUUGAGACAUUUUUCCAUGAAAGUGUGUGAGAAAGUUCAGCGGAAAGGUACAACAUCAUAUAAUGAAGUGGCUGAUGAGCUGGUAUCAGAGUUCACCAAUUCAAAUAACCAUUUGGCCGCUGAUUCGCAGGCUUAUGACCAGAAGAAUAUUAGGAGAAGAGUUUAUGAUGCUUUAAAUGUGCUAAUGGCAAUGAACAUAAUUUCAAAGGAAAAAAAAGAAAUCAAGUGGAUUGGCCUGCCUACCAAUUCUGCUCAGGAAUGUCAAAAUCUUGAGAUAGAGAAGCAGAGGAGGAUAGAACGGAUAAAGCAGAAGCGGGCCCAGCUCCAGGAACUUCUCCUGCAGCAAAUCGCUUUCAAAAACCUGGUUCAGAGAAAUCGGCAAAAUGAACAGCAGAACCAGGGCCCUCCAGCUCUGAACUCCACCAUUCAGCUGCCAUUUAUAAUCAUCAAUACAAGCAGGAAAACAGUCAUAGAUUGCAGCAUUUCCAGUGACAAGUGAGUGGAGAACUAGGGGAGG